AUGCCAGACUCGACAUGCGCGAACAUCAUCUCGUUCAAGGGGGGAGCAACGGUCGAUCAGGCCAAACCUCGUAACGAUCUCCUUGUUAUCGAGCUAACAAUUCAUGACAUCGAUAUCGCUAGGGUAUUAAUCGACACUGGAAGUUCGGUUGAUAUCAGCUUCAAAGAUACUCUCAAAAAGAUGGAGAUCGAUCCAUCUGAAAUCAUAGAAAAUCCUAGCCCACUAUUGGGACUCUCGGGAGAAACCACCAUAGCUUUCAGAUCGAUUAAUCUCGCAGUCAAAGCUGGGACCAUGACGAGAGUCAUAGAGUUUCUAGUCGUAGACCGUCCCGCAUCUUACAACGUUAUCAUGGGAACGCCAUGGUUGAAUUCCAUGUGCGCGAUCCCAUCAACGUACCACCUUUGCCUCAAAUUUCCAACUCCUAACGGAAUCGAGGUAAUAUGGGGAAAACCGAGAGUAUCGCGGGUGUGUUUCGCCGCAGAACAAAAACGAAAAAGACCAGACCUCGAAACCAUUCCUAGAAAGGUGAAGAAAAUGGUCUCCGACGAAAACACCCGAAGUCGGAAUUUAGCGGAACUCUUCUGGCAGUCCCGUAAAAUCGUGGCCCUAGAAGAAAUACGCGAACCAACUUGCGAACCCGUGGUGACAGUGCGUCUCGACGAAGCAUUCCCAGAACGAUUCGCCGUAGCAUUGGGAGAGUUCCUCGGUUACCUAGUGACAUACCGCGGUAUCGAAGCUAAUCCAAAACAAAUCAACGCAUUGAUCGAGAUGGCUUCACCCAAGAAUAAGCGGGAAGUCGAGAGGUUGACCGGUAGAGUCGCAGCACUUAACCGAUUUAUUUCACGGUUUAACGAACAAGUGUUUGCCUUUCUACGAUAUCCUACGGGGAAAUAA
Messenger RNA from Brassica oleracea var. oleracea, 894 nucleotides. RefSeq lists its product as uncharacterized. Bases 1 to 894 code for a protein of 297 amino acids. The record is from RefSeq and is a predicted model, not a curated record. Lineage: Eukaryota; Viridiplantae; Streptophyta; Magnoliopsida; Brassicales; Brassicaceae. The transcript has 2 exons.